Messenger RNA from Lepisosteus oculatus (spotted gar), 1286 nucleotides. The record is from RefSeq and is a predicted model, not a curated record. NCBI's taxonomy places the organism in Eukaryota, Metazoa, Chordata, Actinopteri, Semionotiformes, Lepisosteidae.
UCUAAAAAUAUAUUUUGCAGUAAACAUAAUGACAGAGCAAAGCCAUAUUAGUCAUAAAUAUUUAAACCAGUGUCAAUAAUAACAAUUUCAAUCGAUUUCCUAUCCUAUAGUAACAGGCUCAAGGCAGGAUACACCCCGGUCAAGACGCCAGACCUUGGGACACACUCACACCAGGGACAAUUUUCCCAGAAGCCAAUUAACCACCCGGGCUAUACCUAUUGAAGAAUACGACGGAUGGAUAACAUGGAAAAAAACUAUUUUCUUUACACAAAUGAAUAUGUCAAUGACACAUAUGAAUUUUACAAUGACACAUUUGGAAAUUCCAAUGUAACGGAUGAAUUUCCCAAUGACAAUGUUAGUUACGCAGUAGAAGUGGUAUCAAUGAUUCUUUACACCUUGACCUGUGUCCUUGGGCUCCCUGGUAAUGCAUUUGUCAUCUGGAUAGCUGGAAUGAAGAUGAAGAGGACAGUAAACACAAUUUGGUUUUUGAAUUUAGCGAUUGCUGACUUCCUUUGUUGCCUUUCUUUACCCUUUUCUAUUGUAAACAUUGCCCUCGACUAUCACUGGCCAUAUGGAAAUGUUUUAUGCAAACUUAUUCCUUCUGUGAUUAUUUUAAAUAUGUUUGCUAGUGUGUUCACUCUUACUCUGAUCAGCUUGGAUAGGUUUGUGCUGGUCAUCAAACCAGUAUGGUCUCAAAACAACAGAAGAAUUUCACUGGCUUACACUCUUUGUGGGAUUGUUUGGUUGAUGGCACUAUUUCUAAGCUUGCCUCCUUUAAUAUACAGAGAAACACAUUAUGACAUAUAUACUAACACAACUGAAUGUCACUACAAUUAUAAUACAGAUAAUAAGAGAAAAAUUGAAAAUAUGGUUCAUAUCACGAGAUUUGUAUUUGGGUUUGUGAUUCCCUUUUUCAUCAUCAUAAUGUGUUAUUCAUUGAUUGCACUGAAGGUGAAAAGCAGCCACUUUGCUAAGUCUAAGAAGACGUUAAAGAUUGUACUUGGAGUUAUAGUUGCCUUCUUCAUUUGCUGGUUACCUUAUCAUAUCACUGGAAUACUCAUUGAACUCUCAACUGUUAUUGAUCCACUGGUCAUUGCUCUUGCCUACAUUAACAGCUGCCUAAAUCCUUUCUUGUAUGUUUUCAUGGGACAUGAUUUCAAGGAGACGGUCAGGCAUUCGUUAAGACAUGUUCUUGAAAGUGCUUUCAGUGAGGAUCUGACUCGCUCAACAAUACAGUCCAAAGGAAAGUCAUCAAGAGAUGAAAAUUCUGACUUACACCUUUAAAA